Messenger RNA from Penicillium waksmanii, 654 nucleotides. Its product is annotated as RraA family protein. Bases 1 to 654 code for a protein of 217 amino acids. The transcript is spliced from 3 exons. Lineage: Eukaryota; Fungi; Ascomycota; Eurotiomycetes; Eurotiales; Aspergillaceae. The record is from RefSeq and is a predicted model, not a curated record.
AUGAGUAAGAUCUCACAGGCCUUGCAGGGCCUCAAAAGAUUCACUACGUGCGAUAUCGGUGACGCGCUUGUGAAGUUGAAGCAACCCUAUGGCGGAUUCUUGGAUGGACUCAAUAUGUAUUCGCCAGGCGGCGGAACUAGCAUUUACGGGCCAGCUAUCACAGUGAAAAUGGUUGAGACAAACAGCCCUGGCCCGACGCCGCCGAUUCAUUUCGCCGAUGCGAAUAAGGAAGGCCACAUCAUGUACAUUCAGCAACCCAAGGGCCUGUAUUCAGCUUGCUGGGGUGGCCUGAUGUCGACCCGGGCGCAGAAACUUGGUGCAUUGGGUGUCAUGGUUGAUGGUCGCAUACGUGACACACAGGAGCACAUUGAUAUGAAGUUCCCGGUAUUUGCGAAUGGAACGUCUGUUCUCGGUUCUAACACCUUCACACGUGCUUCAGAGAUCAACGUCCCCUUGCAGUUCCGGGGCGACCUGUGGAUCUACCCCGAGGAUAUCCUCGUCGGCGAUGAAAAUGGAGUGGUGGUUGUCCCGCCUUCUUUGACCGAGCAGGUUGUCGAACUCUGCCAAGAACGAUUUGAUAUCGAUGAGAAGACCAUGGAGGCACUGCGGGCCGGUGAGCCCAUGGGUUCGACCAUCAAGCGAUUGCGCAAGUAG